AUGAACAGAAGAUACCCAGAGCUUCCCAGCAUGAAGAUGAUUGAAUUUGAAUCUUUGGGAUUUAAAGGUAGAGUUACGAGAAGUAAUCCUGAGAAUGUGCUGGAAGAAAGAGAUCCCAAGUAUGAUGCAAUGCUUAGUCAAAUAGUGGGUAGGAUUUCAGCUAAGCCUGGUGGCAAACUUGAGAUGGGUGAGGCAUUUGUGGCCGAAAAUCCUAGCAGACCCUUGCCAAAAUUGCGGAAUACAACGCCCGAGUCCACAAGGUAUGAAGAAAGGACUGCACCUCCAGGAACCUUGAAUGUGAAACAGCUACACCACAUCAUGCUUUUACAUCAGGGCAAGGCCGAAGAUCAUGAUGGUCCCAUGGAUGUUAACCGGAUUGCAGAUAAGUUCAGAUUGGAUGUCUCAAAGGUCCAAACAAUCUUGCAAUUCAUAUCCCUUCCUCCAGAGGACAUGAAACCCAAAAACCGCUAAAUGAAGAACACUGACUUCCAUUUUCCUCUUAUUCACAAGUUGGAUUUUGUGUUUGAAUAGGGGUGCUGGUUUCAUUUCAGAAUAAAUUUUGAAGUUUAUCAAUUGACAUUAGUUUAUAUUCCUCAGCAUGUAAAGGAACAGUUUAGAAUGUUUUUGAUGUUCAUUCUGAUAGACACUGUAUUAUGUAUGAAUUUAUGAAA
This is a messenger RNA of Hibiscus syriacus, 671 nucleotides long. RefSeq lists its product as uncharacterized. Lineage: Eukaryota; Viridiplantae; Streptophyta; Magnoliopsida; Malvales; Malvaceae. The transcript is spliced from 3 exons. Bases 1 to 471 code for a protein of 156 amino acids. The record is from RefSeq and is a predicted model, not a curated record.